AUGUCUGAUGAUGGAUCCACGGCUGUUGAAAAGAAAGGGCGCGGCAGACCAAAAUCCAAUGGAACCCAAUCUGAAGCCAAAGCAGAUACUAAAAAAAGAGGUAGACCUGCAGCACCAGCUAAAACAAAGGAAUCAAAAAACUCCUCAGAUGAUGAGCAGGCACCAGUAAAGAGAGGAAGAGGAAGACCUAAGGGAUCUAAAAAGAGUGCAGCCCCAAAGGGAAAGGGGGGGUCUGGAGAGGGGCGAGGUCGAGGUAGACCACGUAAAGAAGCACCACCUCCCAAAAAGGAUGCUGCUUCCACUGAGGAAGAACAAGAUGAAGAUGAAGAAGAGGAAGGAUCUGACCAG
Molecule: messenger RNA, 348 nt
Organism: Iphiclides podalirius (scarce swallowtail)
Lineage: Eukaryota; Metazoa; Arthropoda; Insecta; Lepidoptera; Papilionidae
Source: the annotation of a GenBank genome assembly